AAAAUUUCAAAGAAGCAUAGCAUAGUAUCUUGGUCUUGUUUCAGUUGCGUUUGUUUCAACUCUCUCUCUCUCUCUCUCUUCACCGCCAUGGAUGAACGACCUCAACCACCUUCAAACAACGACCCAUUCCUCCUUAAUUAUCAACCUUCCGAGCUUCAAAUCGCCUCUGAGUUUCUCUCCACUUGGCUUCCUUUUCUCUCCAAAGGUCUCUGCCGUACCUGUGUUCAAUCUCUCUCCGAUCGCAUCAAUUCCAUCUCAAUUGCCCCAGAGUCUGCAAACAAAAUUGAAAAUUCUGAGAUUAAGGUUGAUGUAGAAGACAACUGUGAUUGUCAUUCUCUUGGGAGUUGGAAUGAUGGUGUGCAGGGAAAUUCAAUCUCGGAAGCUCCGAGUCCACGCAUGUCUUGGGCUGAUAUGGCACAAGAAGAUGAUGAAUUUGGUGAAGAGGAACAUGAUGAAAAUGAUAGCAAUGUUGGUGUGGUUUCAGGGAACAACUCAGGAGAAAAUAGGGUUGUUGCUGAUAAGGCUGUUUUGCCUAGGGAACAAAGAGAGUAUAUUAGGUUUAUGAAUGUGAGGCGUAAGAAAGAUUUUAUUUGUUAUGAAAGGGUUAAUGGAAAAUUGGUGAACAUUCUUGACGGUCUUGAGUUGCAUACCGGUAUCUUUAGUGCUGCUGAACAGAAGAGGAUUGUUAACUACGUUGCUUCUUUACAAGAGAUGGGGCAAAAGGGAGAGCUCAAAGACCGGACAUACUCAGCUCCUAGAAAGUGGAUGCCGGGCAAGGGACGCCAAACUAUCCAAUUUGGGUGCUGUUACAAUUAUGCAGUGGAUAAGGAUGGUAACCCACCGGGUAUUCUCCACCAUGCAUCCAUAGAUCCUUUACCUGAUCUUUUCAAGGUCAUCAUUCGACGCCUAGUCAAGUGGCAUGUACUUCCAACUACUUGUGUGCCAGAUAGCUGUAUCGUGAAUGUGUAUGAAGAAGGGGACUGCAUACCUCCACACAUUGAUAAUCACGAUUUUGUUCGACCAUUUUGUACUGUCUCAUUUCUAAGUGAGUGCGACAUACUUUUUGGGUCAAACCUGAGGAUUGCAGGUCCUGGUAAAUUUGAUGGUUCGUUUGCUAUUCCUCUACCUGUAGGAUCUGUACUUGUUUUAAAUGGAAAUGGAGCUGAUGUUGCUAAGCAUUGUGUACCUGCAGUUCCUACAAAAAGGAUAUCAAUCACAUUUAGAAGAAUGGAUGAAUCCAAGCGACCUGCUGGGUAUAUCCCAGAACCUGAUCUUCAGGGGAUCCAACCAUUGGCCUAUGAAGCUGAGCAAGAAGAAAAAAAGUCAACUGUUGGGGAAAAUGGGGAAAACAGACCUAACAAUCAUUAUAUGAGGAGAGAUAAUAGAAGAGGUGGCAGGAAUGAUGGAAUGGGAUCUGCACCUAGAAGCGAUAGAUUCUCAGAGCCUCGUGAGUGGACUCAGAAUUCACCAAGAUCUGCACCAACUCGAAACAAUAGAUAUUCAGAGCCUCGUGAGUGGAAUCAAAAUUCACAAAGAUAUGCACCCAGAAAUGAUAGAUUCUCUGAGCCCAGAAAUGACAGAUUCUCUGAGCCUCGCGAGUCGCCGCAAAGUUCACAAAGAUCUGCAAAUAGGUGGAGUAGGGUAAGGUCGAGCAGUUAAAAAGACGGUGUAUUAUUAGGAUCUGAGGCUCAUACUGGUUCACAGUUGAAGUCAAUUCUCUGAUCUUCAUGCCCAUCACUUGGUAAUGUUGAAUAGAUUUGUUAUGGGAGGUUUCUUGACUUUGGUUUUCGAGAAUGCUCUACUCUCUGGCAAUUUUAUCAUAUGACGAUUGGGGGCUGUUUUGGCACCUUCAAUUCGUUAGCCAGAGGCGCUGGUGUAUAUUAAACUGAGUGAGAACUUGUAUUUGUCAUUUUUUUAGUACCAAGCUAGAAUGUAGCUGGGUUAUAUAUUGACUUCUAUUUUUUCAGGUUGAUGCUUUAUACCUAAAAAUAUUCAUUUUUGAGGUGAUAAAUACUUGGUUGUGUGAGGUCAGUGUUUUUAGCGCUGCUAGAAUUGCUUGGUUUGAGACUUGUAGUGGAAUCUAAUCAUUUUGAAAUUGCUUGUUUGUGAAAGGAUGAAUUGAAGAAUGUUGUUUAGUACAAUAAACAGUUAUACAUACCGUUGAUCA
Molecule: messenger RNA, 2167 nt
Organism: Medicago truncatula (barrel medic)
Lineage: Eukaryota; Viridiplantae; Streptophyta; Magnoliopsida; Fabales; Fabaceae
Product: RNA demethylase ALKBH9B
Exons: 6
Coding region: 88-1659 (523 amino acids)
Biological process (GO): mRNA catabolic process
Molecular function (GO): mRNA binding; demethylase activity
Source: RefSeq, a predicted model, not a curated record